Messenger RNA from Astyanax mexicanus (Mexican tetra), 4472 nucleotides. RefSeq names its product opsin 7, group member d (gene opn7d). The transcript has 7 exons. The coding region runs from base 441 to 1658 and encodes 405 amino acids. Gene Ontology annotation, biological process: visual perception; G protein-coupled receptor signaling pathway. Gene Ontology annotation, molecular function: G protein-coupled receptor activity. The record is from RefSeq and is a predicted model, not a curated record. NCBI's taxonomy places the organism in Eukaryota, Metazoa, Chordata, Actinopteri, Characiformes, Acestrorhamphidae. Gene Ontology annotation, cellular component: membrane.
CUCAGUGUGAUGCUCCCUCUCUUUCACUCCUCGCUUCGACCAUCAUCACUCCAGACCCUUAUCCACUAUGAGAUUUAGAGAGAAAACAAAUCAAACAACCUUUGGAAACUUUCUCUCUGUUAGUUUUCAUCAAGCCCCAUCUUUACUGUAAGUGCGUAGUCUGUCUGCACCUGUCUCCUCCUCAACUGUGUGGUGGGACUGCGAGUGUAUUAUGUGUGUGAGUCCAGACACACACAUUUCUCUAUUCUCUGGGCUUCUGCACGCUCCCCCCAGUCUCCUUGCUCCGGCGCUCCAGCAGCUCUCCUCCUCAGAUGGACAUAAUCCUGCUCUCGCCGCUUCUUCUCAUCUCUCCUGUUGGAGUGUGGCUGUCGCUGCUUUGUCCCGGAGCCCCCCCUGGCCUCAAUGAGUGCAACUGAGGACUCCAGCUUUGUCCCUGGAAGAUGGGAAAUGCCUCGGAAACUGGCCGAUUUGUUUCCACAAUCCCCAAGGAGCAUGACGUCUGCAUGGGUGCCAUAUACACGACUUUCUGUGUGCUGUCUCUCUUGGGGAACGUCAUUCUGCUUCUUGUAGCGUAUCGAAAGAGGUCGUCCCUGAAGCCAGCCGAGUACUUCAUUGUGAACUUGUCCAUCAGCGACCUUGGAAUGACUGUGACUCUUUUUCCUCUAGCUAUUCCCUCAGCAUUCGCUCACAAGUGGCUGUUUGGAGAGCUGACGUGUUUGUACUACGCUGUAUGCGGUGUUCUGUUCGGCUUAUGCAGCUUGACAAACCUCACUGCGCUAUCUUCAGUCUGCUGCCUCAAAGUCUGCUUUCCUAUCUAUGGAAACAAAUUCUCUUCAUCUCAUGCUUGUUUGAUGAUAGUGGGUGUAUGGUGCUAUGCUUCAGUGUUUGCUGUGGGACCCUUGGCACACUGGGGCCAGUAUGGCCCUGAGCCUUAUGGGACAGCAUGCUGCAUAGACUGGUAUGCUCCCAAACGUGAUGCACUAGCAAUGUCCUACAUCAUCUGCCUCUUCCUCUUCUGCUAUGUUGUCCCUUGUACCAUCAUCUUCCUCUCCUACGCCUUCAUCCUACUCACUGUACGCGGCUCGCGGCAAGCGGUGCAACAACACGUCUCACCACAGACGAAGACGGCAAACGCACAUUCACUUAUUGUCAAGCUCUCUGUGGCAGUGUGUAUUGGUUUUCUGAGUGCCUGGACCCCUUACACAAUCGUCGCAAUGUGGGCCGCAUUUAGUGAAUCCGAGUUGGUCCCACCCGUUGCCUUUGCCCUCGCUGCAAUUUUUGCCAAAUCCUCUACAAUCUACAACCCUGUGGUGUACCUUCUGUUCAAACCCAACUUCCGGAAGUCUCUGAGCAGCGACACGGCUGUAAUCCGCAGGAGAAUAUGCUCAAGCCCCUGCAAAGGAAGUCCUCUCCCCGACGAGAAGAAUUCAAACCCACCAACAUCUCAACGCUGCACCAACAGCAAGGACAUUAACAACUCCACCCGCGUUUCCAACGGUCUUACAGAAAGCCACGGGGCGUGUCUUCACUGUGCCGAGGCGGAGUCUCACUGCCAGCAGCCUACGCUGCAAAGGACGGCCCGUGUGCUGACUGGCUCCACCCACAGCGAACUGACCGUGAGUCAGAUGUCAGAAAAAAUGCAUGCUGACUUCUUAUGAGCGUGCUGAAGACAUGCUGGACGCAUGCCAGGAAGAAACAGACGGAUGGGAGGAAAUUCAGUGUCUUGUUCGUCUUUCUUGCGCAGGACAUGAAAGCAGAACAUUAUUUAGACAACGGACACAAACAGGAGAAUAAAAUGUGAGUUUCUUGAUUCAGAUGUUUGUGUUCAUUCAGUGAUGGCCUCUUGAGAGUGUCCCAGAUCCAAGACUGUUCAAGUCAAGUGGACUGGACAGAAGGAGGUCGCUAGCGGCAACAGCAUGUUCGAGGACACUCAGAAGUCAAGAUGAAGAACAACUUUGUCAUCUCAACCAUAUAAAACCAUUGUACUAGUGAAACAAGACAUGGUAAAAUGUUAUGUGCAUAAAAGGCCUGUUUGAGGUUCCAAUAUUCAUGAGGGAUGAAUUAAAAGAAGAAAAACCCUUUACAGAUCUUUAACCCUUAGAAGUGAAGAGCUACAGUAUAUUCAAAUAUAAUUAAUAUUCACUGUGUUUAAUUAAAUGACAGCAACAGAUGUACACAAUCAGAUCACAGUAUUUUGACAUCUUCUUUGUCUCUACACUCACUGUCCAUUUUUGUUGGUCCCCCAAUACAUAUAGGAGCACUUUGUAGUUCAAUAAUUACAGACUGUAGUCCUGUAUCUGUUUCCUGCAUACUUUAUUAUUAUUAUCCUCCUUACACCCUGUUCUUCAAUGGUCAGGAACCCACAGACGAGACCACAGAGCUCAUUCUUCCCUUGCUGUUGCUUGUGUGAACAAAGCUAGACAGAGAUAAAGCUAACAGGAACUUCAACAAGAAUCAAGAGCUUUGUAAAAUACCUGGUUCAUUGACUAUUGACUCAGUCCAGCAGUGACACUUUUAGGUGUUUAAAAACUCCAGCAGCACUGCUGUAUCUGAUCCACUCUUCCCAGCACAACACACACUAUUACACUACCACCAUGUCUGUGUCACUGCAGUGCUGAGAAUGAUUGCCACCCAAGAAAUGCUCUAAGGUGGCCCUGUGGGGUCCUAACCAUAAAAAACAGGAUGAUAAAGUGUGCAGACUACACACCCUGUAGUUCCAGAACUACAAAAUGCUCAUACAGGGUCAAUAAAGCUGAUAAAAAUAAAACUGAGUGUACAAACAUGGUGAUGGCCAAAAUAUUGUGACAUGACUGUAUUUUAACAGUACUUUACAAAGGUAUUAGGCACCUUAAAAAAUAGAAAUAGAAAUCCUUACCUAGGCAGUAAUUUUUAUUUAUUAUUAUCUAAAUCCACCCAACAGUAAGCUGGUUUGGUAAAUCAGUGCUUAUUGAUAUUAAAUCAGAUGAGGAUGAGCUGGUGAUUGUACUUAUCCUAGAUGUUCAUGGGACAUUCAGGAGAUUUUUUCUCCAAACUAGCUCAAACGAUCUUACCUACUUUCUUCAGAAUUAAAAAAAAAAAAUAACAAGAAUUUCUUGUUCAUUUUUUUUACUGUGUUUGUGUUUACCUGUAUUUGUUUUAAUGGAAUCUGAUGUCUUUCCCCGCAAACCCACUCUUAUCACUGAGAUAACUGAUUAAAAAAAAAUGUUUACAUUCUACCAAACAAAAAUGCUUCCAUAUACAACCAUUUUAAAAAAGAAAAUAUUAUAUAUAAAGAAAUCAAUGUAAAUGUUUACGUUUCUCAAUGUAUCACUUCACACUUUCACAAAAAUGAUUUUGUAUGAAACCAAAGUCUUCUUUUAUGGCAUCACUCAAAGAGCCCUCUGUAUUAUCUUUAUUUCUGAGAGUGUAGGUGCCUAAACCCUCCAGAUAUCACUGCAUACCUGAUUAACAUGGCUUAGUUCUCAUUUGGCACAAAAUAGAUUUUGUCAUAAAUGUGAAUAAAUUAAAAAACUAAAUACAGUAAACACAAUUUGAUUUGUUCUAAAUUCUUGAGUAGGCACUCAAACAUCAAGUGCCCCAAUAGACGUCUUACAUCUAAAGCAGAGCUUAGAAAGAGGCAGAGAAAAUGUUUAAAGUAAGUUUACAACCGAGCUGUAGCAAAUAUCUGUACAUUUAAAUACCUAAUUAUUUUUUUAUGUUAUUUAUUUAUUGACGCUUUUAUUUAUCUAUCUAAAAUCAGUGAAAAUUCCUCUACUUACAAAUACAAAUGUGAUAUGGAUUACAAGUUUUAAAUGUGCAGUUUCCACCAAAUUGCUUGAUGAUUGAUGAGCUGAAAGUGAAUUAAUGCUGAAUUAUACGUUGCACUUUUUAUUGCUGGUCAUAAAUGUGACUUCUAAGUGUUAAAAGUCUUGUUUACUGAAUUCAGGUUUCUGAAAAAGAGGGACAUUAACAUAAAUACAGUUACAUUGUGUAAAGGUCAAAAGCAUUUUAUCCAAACUCAUCACUUUUACACAAUUUGUAUUCAUAUUCAACAAAAUCUGAAUGCAAUGUCAACAAUAUAACACUCAGAAACAAAUGUGGGUUCCAUAAAAUACAAAAUAUUCAACAAACAUCCAAUCAGUGUGCAGAAAAGCAAGUGUAAAUGAUCAUGAAUUAAAGAAAAGGUUUCACCGUGUCUCUUCACACAGACAGUAUUAAUAAAAACAGUGAGACAAUCAAAUAAACCUUCUUUUGGAAGAAGUAAAAAAAUAAGGAAAAGAAAUAUAUACCAGUGUGCCAUACAUGGUGGGUGUAAGGGCCAGACUUGUAUUUUAACAAUUAUAUUUAUACAAAGACACUGCAUGUGUGUGAUGGCAAAGAGACAAUCAUCAUUAAAAAAACGUUAUACAGAAAUAAAAUGUAACAUAAAACAGUAUGUAUGCAAUAAUUCAGUCGUGAUUAAUUCACUGGUUCAACAUUCCAAGUUACUCUAA